AGAGGAAGAAGUCCAGAGACAGAGCACCAUGACUUCUGAGAGAGGUCCUUCCACUGGCGAUUUCACUCUGAGGAGAAGAAUUGAACCAUGGGAGUUUUCCAUCUCCUAUGACCCCAGAGAACUUUGUAAAGAGACCUGUCUGCUCUACGAAAUCAAGUGGGGCAUGAGCUGGAAGAUCUGGAGAAGUUCAGGCAAAAACACCACCAAUCACGUGGAAGUUAAUUUUAUAGAAAAAUUUACGUCAGAAAGGCAUUUUCACUCGUCUGUCAGCUGCUCCAUCACCUGGUUCCUGUCCUGGAGUCCCUGCUGGGAAUGCUCCCAGGCUAUAAGAGAGUUUCUGAGUCAGCACCCUGGUGUGACUUUGGUGAUUUAUGUAGCGAGGCUUUUUCAGCACAUGGAUCAACAAAACCGGCAAGGACUCAGGGAGCUCGUUAACAGUGGAGUCACUAUUCAGAUUAUGACAGCAUCAGAGUAUUAUCACUGCUGGAGGAAUUUUGUCAACUACCCACCUGGGGAAGAAGCUCACUGGCCACGACAUCCACCUCUGUGGAUGAUGCUGUAUGCACUGGAGCUGCACUGCAUAAUUCUAGGUCUUCCACCUUGUUUAAAGAUUUCAAGAAGAUGGCAAAAUCGACUUACAUUUUUCAGACUUCACCUUCAGAAUUGCCAUUACCAAAUGAUUCCACCACAAAUCCUUUUAGCGACAGGGCUGAUCCAGCCUUCUGUGACUUGGAGAUGAACAGAGUGAUUCCAUGUGUGUCCUGAUUCAAGAACAAGCAAUGAUGACCCACUAAAGGGUGAAUGCCAUAUGGAAUCUAGAAAUGCUCACAAGGUACCCCAAAACUCUGUAGCUUAAACCAACAAUAAAUGCGUAUUAUCUCU
Messenger RNA from Saimiri boliviensis boliviensis (Bolivian squirrel monkey), 882 nucleotides. It is a transcript of the gene APOBEC1, whose product is annotated as apolipoprotein B mRNA editing enzyme catalytic subunit 1. The record is from RefSeq and is a predicted model, not a curated record. Gene Ontology annotation, molecular function: zinc ion binding; cytidine deaminase activity; RNA binding. Gene Ontology annotation, biological process: cytidine to uridine editing. Lineage: Eukaryota; Metazoa; Chordata; Mammalia; Primates; Cebidae. Gene Ontology annotation, cellular component: cytoplasm; nucleus.